AACAGUGUGGGAAGCUGUGUUUGGUGCAGACGUCUUCCUGGUCACUAUUUUCAGUUUAUUAUGGUCAAUCCUGUACGUGAUUGCAGUUUACAGUCACUUUUCAUUUAUCCUAUCGCCUUUUAUAGGGAACCUAAUCCUGGUACAAAUGCCAUGUACAGAUAUGUAGCUUUAUAAAGCUACUUGUAUUAAAAUAUUUCAAACUGACCAAUAAUCUGUUGCGUGUGACACUCCAUUUGCCUUUUGCAGGAGCGGGUCACGUACAUAAUAUUGCUACAGUGGAUCAGUUCAACAAAUAACUAUGCGUCAUGCACAGGAAAUAUGUGCUGGGAAAGCAGCCUCUCCAGAUGAUCAGAAAUUCUCUGCUGGAACUAUGCAGUGCAGGAAGAGUGUAUCAAAUAAAAGUCACUUUAGAACUAUUGCUCCAAAACUUGUACCCAAGGUUGUUUCCUCGUGCUCAGCAUCAUGUUACCCACCAUCUCUGCCUGACGUUGCGGUUUCUGGCAUAAACACCAAGCCCUUGAUAAUGCCGACCCAAAACUAUGCAUUAAUGAAAGUAGCCGGCCAUGAAGGAACAUUUUCCCUUGUGACAUUAUCGCAAGUUAACCCACCAGUGGUCACUCCAGUGAACCAAUCCUCAAGCAAACCCCUUCAGGAAAAUACCAAAUUACCAAUUCCAAGGUACCAGUCAACAAAAAACAAGCGGCUAUUUGACAAAACAGCAAAGUUGAAUUCUUUAAAUGUCACCCACAAAAUAAAAUCAGAAAAGCCCGUCACACACACAACCUCCGACAGUCAAUCUGAAAACAUUCCAAAAUUAGAUUCUACUGAAAAAGUAAAUCUGUCCUGCCACAGUCGCGUGAAAUCUGCAGAUGAGGCUAUAGUUGUAAAAACUGCUGCCUCCCCAGGGUCAUGUGCGGGAAAUGGAGUUGAAAAUAUUAAAGUAAAAAGUCCAGUUUUACAGUACGUUGAGGAUGGUCAACACAAAGCAUUAUGUGCCAGAGGCAGUCCUGCAAAACCCAAUGAGGAAGCAGAGAAAAGCAAUUGCUCAGCAGAGAGUAGGGCACAGAGGGAAAACACAAAAGGGGUAGAUUCAUCUAACUCCUUAACAGUAGUAUUUGGUAGUCCUGGUCAUCUAAUCCCAUCCUUACCAAAAGGAAAGCUGUCUAUUUCACCUUAUUCAAAAAUAAGGAAAUCUGUUAUUUCUGAAAGUGAACAGUCUUUGAGUGUUGCACCCGUUAAAGCAAAUUCCAGUGAUAUUCCUACAGUAGGAAGUGGACAGGUAUGUGUACUUGACAACCCACAACGUUCUGAGGUAAAACCAGACUCUAACAAUAUAGAUAAACAUAACAGUUUGUUAGCCAAAAGAAGAGGUAGAAAAAGAAAAAAUCCCAAUGAAAGUGCAGCUUUACGAGCUAAAAUGAAAGUUGUUGGAAACAAAUUGUUAAUGUGUAAAGAUAAGGUAAAAAUGCAAGUUUUAAACACUGAUAAAAAAAUAGUGUCUAUAAAAAAAUACAGAAGCAUUAUGCCAAAGCCUUUUAUGAACUUGCAAGGCUUAGCCUCUAUUGCCUCAGGAAUGCCUAUAGUACAAACUCAGACUACAGAAAGUGCAUGUAGAAAGCUGCAAAUGAGACCUAAUCGCUGGAAGCCGUUUGAGGGUAUGUCUGUGAAACAAAGUGUUGAUAACAAAUGUAUGUCUUCAGUGAUAAAGCCAUUCCAUAAAUGUCAUAUAUGUGAUCACAAAUUCCAGUUUAAACAUCACCUGCAAGAUCAUUUGAACUCCCAUACCAACCGAAGACCUUAUCACUGCCGGCUGUGCCGUAAAGCAUAUGUGCACUCGGGAAGUCUCAGCACACACAUGAAGCUUCACCACAGCGAGAGCCGGCUGAAGAAACUUAUGUGCUGUGAGUUCUGUGCUAAGGUGUUUGGGCAUAUUAGAGUUUACUUUGGCCAUCUCAAAGAAGUGCAUAGGGUUAUAAUCAGCACAGAAACUACCACUAUUCAGGUGGAGAAACAAGACACGACGACUAAGAUAAAAGAAGAGAAAACCUCAAUAGGAAGGAGGGAAAACAACUCAAACAAUGAAGACAACUCAAUUUAUGAACAAAUGGAUGAAAUCAAGUUACAGAUCAAAUGUGGGCGCUGUCAGGCUAUAACUCCUACCUUUUCAGAUAUGAAGCUCCAUUUGUUUUGUGAACAUGGUGAAGAGUUUCAAGAUCGACUGCAAGAAGGAAUUUUAGAAAUCCGUCGGGGCACACAGGAGGAAGUGGUUAAACAUGCAACCCAUUACUGGAAAUUGCUCAGCGAGAGACAGAACAUUACGUGUAGCAGCUGUGAUGAAAAGUUCCUUGGGUCUUCCAAACUAAGAAAGCACACGUGCACUGCACAUCAGGAUCACAAUAAAUUACAAGGAAGUGACUUUACACAGACUGAGUUUGUAGGGGAAGACACCAAACAAAAGGAUAACCUUUCUGUAACCAACCCUGAAGUCCAGCUUUGUUGCGGCAGUCACUUGAACUGCAUCUUAUGUAAGCAAGAAUUUAAAUUGAAGGAAGAAUUAUUAUCACACUGGUGCCAUUUUCACAACUGUGAGAAUCCUUCUUUGCUUUGGACAGUUUUCAACUCAUUUGUAAAGAAUGAUAAAAGCUAUUGAAUAUCCUAAAACA
Messenger RNA from Bombina bombina (fire-bellied toad), 2663 nucleotides. It is a transcript of the gene ZNF438, whose product is annotated as zinc finger protein 438. The transcript is spliced from 3 exons. The record is from RefSeq and is a predicted model, not a curated record. Lineage: Eukaryota; Metazoa; Chordata; Amphibia; Anura; Bombinatoridae. The coding region runs from base 299 to 2650 and encodes 783 amino acids. Gene Ontology annotation, molecular function: histone deacetylase binding; DNA-binding transcription factor activity; RNA polymerase II cis-regulatory region sequence-specific DNA binding. Gene Ontology annotation, biological process: regulation of transcription by RNA polymerase II; cell fate commitment. Gene Ontology annotation, cellular component: nucleus; cytoplasm.